This is a messenger RNA of Rhincodon typus (whale shark), 684 nucleotides long. RefSeq names its product avidin (gene avd). Gene Ontology annotation, molecular function: biotin binding. The transcript has 4 exons. Lineage: Eukaryota; Metazoa; Chordata; Chondrichthyes; Orectolobiformes; Rhincodontidae. The record is from RefSeq and is a predicted model, not a curated record. The coding region runs from base 1 to 600 and encodes 199 amino acids.
AUGACUCUAACUAAUCCAUGUGGGUGUUUGUCUGCUAUUGGUGUUUGCCCAAAAUCAGCGAUUGCCCCUUAUGUUUAUUUGCCCCUGCACGUGUGUGCUCCCUGUCAGUGUUUACCCCUUGUGGAUUCUUGCCCCUAUUGUACUUGCUGUCUGUACCCUAUUAUCUCCUGGCCUUGUUUUCUUUCACAGGCGAGAGACUGUAAUGUGACUGGGUUUUGGCAGAACGAGCUGGGCUCCGUUUUAAACCUGAAUGAAAUUGGCAAUUAUAAGUUAAAAGGCCAAUUCUUGACCGCAGUCGAGGCGGCAAAGGGUGAAGCUGGAUCCGAGGGACGAGCCCGAGUGAUUGGCAUCAAGAACAAUGGGAAAGAGCCAACGUUCAGCAUAUCUACAGCGUGGGCUGGAGGUUCCGUUACAUCCUGGGUAGGUCAGUGCCUGAUGCUGGAUGAUGGGCAGCAGAUUCUGAAGACCACAUGGCUGCUGAGAUCUCCAGCUUCCAGCCAACUGGAGGAUUGGAAAUCAACACGAAUUGGACAAGACACAUUCCGCCAAGUCCGUGGAUAUAUUCUGCAAGGGACCCGUCGUAAAUCUGUCAAUCUUUAGUGCAACACAUUGCACCAAGAGUGGACAUUUAGGAUCAUUACCACUUCUGCAUAGUAUUCUCAAUAAAAUAAUGUAAGAACGCCU